Canariomyces notabilis is the source of this 642-nucleotide messenger RNA. RefSeq lists its product as uncharacterized. Lineage: Eukaryota; Fungi; Ascomycota; Sordariomycetes; Sordariales; Chaetomiaceae. The record is from RefSeq and is a predicted model, not a curated record. The transcript has 2 exons. Gene Ontology annotation, biological process: mycotoxin biosynthetic process. The coding region runs from base 1 to 642 and encodes 213 amino acids.
AUGGCACGCUCUUCAACGAGAUACUCUGAUAUCAACGAUGGCGCCUCAUCGUCAGCAACGCUUCUUGGUGAAUGUGAUGUUGAACAUGGCGUAGAAGAACGAGAAUACACCCCUGACACCAGCCGAAACUCGCAGCCGAGUACCACACAAUGGGUACUAGUCCUAGUCGCCUCGAUCCUAUGCACCAAUGCUAUAAGCAUCCUCAUAGUUUCUCGGUCGGUGCCAUCUUGUCCCAGCCACAACAGCCUGAGUGUGUUCGAGCCUCCCGAAGGCAUUCCGCCGUUCUUCAACAACAUUUCGCUUGCCUUGAGACCAGAAAGAAUUUAUUCGCCGUUUUACGACCGUGAGGAUAACAUCUACCGGAAACACAACUCGCCAGAGACCGAGGCCGCCUGGCGUGAGCUGACACAGCUUGAUCACUGUGUUGAGUACCUCCGCCGGCGUCUGAUGUGCACCUCGGAUAUGGGCAUUCUGCCCUACAUGUGGCUUGGCAUGGAAGGAGACGUGGUAGGAGACAUGUCGCGCAUGUACACAUGCCGCGACUACGACUCGGUGCGGCGUUUUGUGAAAGACAAUGCAGAACUAGCUGAGGGGAGGGUCAAGCCAAAGCCUGGAGAUUAUGUCUUGUGGGACUACAUCUAA